Messenger RNA from Microthlaspi erraticum, 300 nucleotides. The record is from the annotation of a GenBank genome assembly. Lineage: Eukaryota; Viridiplantae; Streptophyta; Magnoliopsida; Brassicales; Brassicaceae.
AUGGCAUCAAACUCUAAAAGCUCGAGCUCGUCAUGGACGUUUAAGCAGAACAAAUUGUUCGAGAGAGCCUUGGCAGUUUACGACAAGGACACCCCCGACCGAUGGCAGAAUGUGGCAAACGCUGUCGGAGACAAAACAGUAGAGGAAGUGAAGCGUCACUAUGACAUCCUCGUCGAAGAUCUCAUCAACAUCGAGCUCGGUCGUGUUCCUUUGCCUAAUUACAAGAACGUCGAAUCUAACUCUAGAGGCACCAAUGUCUUCGACAAGAGGGUAAAGAAGAAUGUGAAGGUCUCACAUUAA